AUGGUCGAAUCCUCCUCGGCGUCACCCUCAUCGCUGCGCGCGGAGGCAGCAGAGGUGAUCGCAUUCCCAUCAUCUGCUGCAGAGCAUGACCUCGAGGAGUUCGAGGAGCGCGAUAGGGCGCAGCAGAUCUCCCGCUCCCUAUGGGCACAGCGAGUGAGCGACUUGUGGGGCACAGAACCGCCUUACGAGGAGCAGCCGGAGGACCGCUCUGGCUGGCUACUCGGCACGCUCUUCUAUCAGUGGAUUGGGCAGUACAUCCGCGAGGCGUCACGAGAGCAGCUGACAGAAAGCGGGCUGCCAAAGCCAACGAGACAGUACCGCGCCUACAAUGCCGGUGUCGUGCUGGCGGCGGAGCUGCAGCGCCAGCAAGCGCGCCGCCAUGCGUGGGACGGCUACGUUGGCGCGCGCGUCGGCGUGCGCUGGGACGACGCCAGCGACGGCGUGCUGCGCUGGGUGGGCGCGGUGCAGCAGUACGGCACGCCGGGGCGGCUGUACGCGGGCGUGGAGUGGCGCGUGGCCCCGUCGCGGCGCCGUGGCUGCUGCGUUGGCCGCUGCGUUGGGUGGCUGCUGCGCCGCGGGCGCAGUGCCCCUGUCCCGGAGCGCGGUCCCGGCGCGUAUCACCGCGGCGAGGUGGAUGGCGAGCACCUGUUCGACCCCGUGGAGGACGACACGGUGCUGACGUGCGAGCGAGUCGAGGACGUUGUGUUCCGCCCUGGAUUCCGGGGUGACGCAAGCCAGGUUUCAUCCACGCGAGCGCUGCUAAAGGAGCUGCCGGCGUCCGCGCAGCAGUGUCCCUGCGCCAUUCAGGUGUGGUGGGCGGUGUGGACGCUCUUCCGCCAAAGCAUGCUGCACGUUGUUGUUCUCGGCAUCAUCCGAAGCGGAUGCCAGCUGAUGACUCCUCUUUUGUUGAAGUGGUUUGUGACGUACCUUGGCGGCGUAGGCGAGCACAAAGAUCGGGGCGAGGCUGGCCUCACCGCCACCAUCACUUCCCCCGUUCCUUCGUUAGAUUUCUCCUUUGCGUCGGUGCAGCGUUCCAGCGGUGCGGACUCACUUGACAGCGGUUGGCAGCGCGGCGUAUGGCUUGCGGCGCUCAUGUUCGUCACCAUGGUUGGAGAGACGCUUGCUGGCAACAAGCAGUACCACGUGCGCCGUCGUAGCUCUCUGCAGGUGCGAAACGCCCUCUCGGCCGCUCUGUUUGCGAAGGUCUUCACCAUGUCCCCAAAGGCCACCCACCACCCCGCUUUCAAUGCGGGACGACUGACGAACCUUAUGAGUACGGAUGUGGAGGUGAUGGGCCGGUUCAUCAUGAUGUUUUGGACCCUGGCCUCCACGCCGUUCAUGCUGGCCAUAGUCUUCUACCAGCUCUAUGUGUUGCUGGGUGUGAGUGUGUGCGUCGGCGGAGUGGUGGCGCUUGUAUUCAUGCCCCUGCAAACCUAUAUCGUGAGAAAGAUGAGCUCAAGCUACCGCAGCAAAGCUCAAGCGACUGACCACCGCGUCAAGGCUACGACUGAGUUUUUCUCCGGCAUCCGUGUCGCCAAGUUUAUGUCGUGGGAACCGUUUUUCAUCUCCCGCAUCGAGAAGCUGCGCCGCGUGGAGCUCUCGCAUCUCGAGAAGUUGCAGAGGGCCAUCAUGAUGGUCUUCUUCCAGUUCAACGCGACACCGGGCCUCGUCAUCGCCAGCGUCUUCUUCACGUUUAGCGUGGCCGGCCAUACCCUGACACCCACUAUUGUCUUCCCAGCGAUUGCGCUCUUCAACCUGCUCAUGGGCCUCGCCUCCAUGUUGCCGUUUGCACUGCAGCUCAUGACGAAGCUAUUCGUCUCGCUCCGGCGCUUGAACAUGUUCUUCGACGCCGACGAUGAGCUGGAAUCUGUCGUUGAAGACAUUGCCCUCGCAGCGAGUCGCACAAUGCACACGGACGUCUCCCGCGCAACAGGUACCGACGACGCCCAGCAGCAGACACCGUCAUCCGCUCUAGCUGAUGACGUUGCAGCCGAGUUUGUGCACGCAGACCUCAGCACAUAUGUCGCUCAGGAGCUUACGAAAACGGAAGGCGCACCGGAGGCAAAUAGCGCCGGACACGUCGCUGUCGAUCGGUCACCGGUACCCGAAACCGACGCUUCGCUGCCAGAUCGCCAGCCCUCACCCUCACCCGCAGUGCCAGCUCCGGCAGAUCCAGUGACGCAGCCCUUGUCGUCGUCUGCCCAGAAAGGCAUCGCUGAAAUAACCUUCAACGAGGACUCCAUCUACGUUCUCAAGACAAAGACGCUGGUUACGGACGUGGACCUGCGCGUGCCGCGCGGGCGGCUGACGGUGGUGCUGGGGCCGACGGGCAGCGGCAAGUCCACGCUGCUGGACGCGCUGAUCGGCGCGCUGGCGGUGACGCGCGGCCGCGUGGCGUGCUCGCGCAGCGUGGCCUACGUGCCGCAGCAGCCGUGGAUCAUGAACGCGACGCUGCGCGACAACGUUGUGUUCUUCGGCGCGCCGGACGCGGCGGCCUUCGAGCGCGCGGUGCGCAGCACCCAGCUGGCCUCGGACCUGGCGCUGCUGGCGGACGGCGCGGGGACGGAGAUCGGCGAGAGAGGCAUCAACCUGAGCGGCGGGCAGAAGGCGCGCGUGGGUCUUGCGCGCGCCGUGUACGCGGACCGCGACGUGUACGUGCUGGACGACCCGCUGUCGGCGCUGGACGCGCAGGUGGGCGAGCGCGUGAUGCGCGAGUGCGUGUGCGGCGCGCUGGCCAGCAAGACGCGCGUGCUGGCCACCCACCAGGUCGGCGCCGCCGCCUACGCGGACUACGUCGUCGUGCUCACCGCCGACGGCCGCGUUGCGUUUCAAGGGAGUAGUGAGGCCUACUGCAAGGAUCACCUAGCGCGGCAAGUGAGCGAGCGUGGCGCCGCUGCUAGCGAGGGCACUGCGGGUGCUGCUGAGGAUGAACCCCCUGUGGCUAGCAUCACAGCGGAGAAGAGGUUGAGUGAUUUGAUGAGGGAAGAGCCUCCGGCAGCGGAUACGACGUUGACAGAUGUCUCGGAGGCAGAGGGGCACGCCUCAGAAGACAAAGGAAAGCUGCUGACAGAAGAGGAACGCUUUAGGGGAGCAGUGGGGUGGGACGUUUAUGUGCGUUACAUGAAGGCAUGCGGCGGCGUCAGCGUGUGUGCGAGUAUCGUGGCACUCUAUCUCGCGACGGAGGUGGUCAUGAUGUCGACUUCCAUAUGGCUGGCGCUGUGGUCCACCAAGUGGCUUCCGCUAUCCGCGACGCAGUACAGUUUCAUCUACGUCGGCCUUUCCUUUGCCAGCGCGCUGACAACGCCACUCCGCUACUGGCUUUCCAUGAGUGUGAUGCGGCGAGCCAGUCGCAAGGUCCACCAGGACCUCCUCCGCUCCGUGGCGUGCGCCACGCUGCAGUUCUUUGACACGACGCCACUCGGCCGCAUUGUCAACCGUUUUACCAACGACAUGGGCAACAUCGACAGCGACCUGCAAGGCAGCUACAGCUAUCUACUCUCCACCGUCUCCACGUUCUUCUCCACCGUGGCGAUGAUGGUGGCAACGCAGAUUUUCGUGCUUGGUAUCCUUAUACCCUGCAUGGUGGCGUACUACUACCUUCUGAAGUUCUACGCACGCGCGAACCGCGAGAUCAAGCGCCUCGUGAAUCGAGUCAACUCCCCAAUGCUUUCUGUCCUGCAGGAAGCGGUUGGUGGUCGCUGGACGGUGCAGGCGUACGGCGCUGCGCCGGCGGUCAUCCAGAAGGCGAUUCGAUGUGCUGAUGUCGUCUACACCUGCUCGUACCUGCAACUCGGCGCGGAGCUGUGGCUUUCUGUGCGCAUCCAGCUGCUGAGCACCUCCAUCACUCUCGCCGUGGCACUGGGAGCCGUAGCGGCCAUGCACCUCUCGUUUCUGCCGUCGCACAUCGGCCUUCUCUCCCUCAGUCUCACCCUGGCCCUCGAGAUCAGCAGCCUCCUGGACGGCAUCGUCACUGUGCUUGCCUCCGUGGAGGCGGAUAUGAACAGCAUUGAGCGCGUGUUUUAUAUGACAGACCACAUCGAGCACGAGGACUUGCAGGAGGCCGUCGCAGCGGAGGUUCGGCGCAUCAAUGAGGAUGCACACGGCACUGAGCGACGGGAUGCCGGGGCCUUGGCAGAGUGUGAGGAACCUGCUGGCCUGGAUAACUCAAGCUCGCCGCUUCUCAUCCGUCAAUCAGGCAACACCCAGUUCGGAUCACUUGUGCUGGAGCACGUGGACAUGCGGUACCGACUGGGGCUGCCGCUGGUGCUGCGCGACGUGUGCUUCGCGGUGGCGCCGGGGCAGAAGGUGGGCGUUGUGGGGCGCACCGGCAGCGGGAAGUCGACGCUGCUGCUGGCGUUCCUGCGACUGGUGGAGGUGUGCGGCGGCCGCAUGCUUGUGUGCGGGCGCGACGCGCGCGACUACGGCGUGCGCGAGCUGCGCGGGCUCUUCUCGAUGAUCCCGCAGGACCCGCUGCUGUUCGACGGCACGGUGCGCAGCAACGUGGACCCCUUUGGGCGGUGCGGCGACGCGGGUGUGUGGCGCGCGCUGCGGCAGGUGGGGAUGGAGGAGCGCGUGCGCGGGGAUGCGGGCGGGCUGGACGGGCGCGUGCAGGAGGGCGGCGCCAACUACAGCGUGGGCCAGCGCCAGCUGCUGUGCCUGGCGCGCGCGCUGCUCAAGCGCGGCAGCGCCUUCCUGCUCAUGGACGAGGCCACCGCGAACGUCGACCCCGCGCUGGACCGCCAGAUCCAGCGCACCGUGCAGCACACCUUCCGCGACUACACCGUCGUCACCAUCGCGCACCGCCUGCACACCGUCGCCGCCUGCGACGUCAUCGUCGUCAUGGACCAGGGCCGCGUUCUCGAGUUCGGCUCGCCGCGCGAGCUGGUGGAGCGCCAGGGAUCCGCUUUUAGCGCGUUGGUGGGGUCGCUCGGCAGUGAUGGUGAACAACUGUUUAGGAUGAUGAUGCGAGGUUCGUUGGCAGAAUAG
Messenger RNA from Leishmania mexicana MHOM/GT/2001/U1103, 4986 nucleotides. Its product is annotated as p-glycoprotein e. Gene Ontology annotation, molecular function: ABC-type transporter activity; ATP binding; ATP hydrolysis activity. Gene Ontology annotation, biological process: transmembrane transport. Lineage: Eukaryota; Euglenozoa; Kinetoplastea; Trypanosomatida; Trypanosomatidae. The transcript has a single exon. Bases 1 to 4986 code for a protein of 1661 amino acids. The record is from RefSeq and is a predicted model, not a curated record. Gene Ontology annotation, cellular component: membrane.